Molecule: messenger RNA, 1747 nt
Organism: Tribolium madens (black flour beetle)
Lineage: Eukaryota; Metazoa; Arthropoda; Insecta; Coleoptera; Tenebrionidae
Product: palmitoyltransferase ZDHHC6
Exons: 7
Coding region: 217-1383 (388 amino acids)
Biological process (GO): protein palmitoylation
Cellular component (GO): Golgi apparatus
Molecular function (GO): palmitoyltransferase activity
Source: RefSeq, a predicted model, not a curated record
GUUGGUGUUGUCGAUGUCAAAUGAGAGGUUAUGUUUGAUGUUUUUGAAUAAAAAUGUGUGAAAAGAUUAAAAAAAAACUACACACACUUAUCUAACGAUGAGGAUUAAUUUUACGUAGUUUUUUCCCAAAUAACUCUGGUUUAUCGCUUGAUCGAGUUGGCGUUCGGAGUAAAAUGUGAGGUUAUGGUUCAAUGUUUGUUUUUUAUUUAAAAAAAAAUGUGUUACGGGCCUUUUGCUCGCAUUUGCCAUUGGGGCCCCUUGACUGCUUUAGGAAUUAUCAAAUUGGUGACUGGGAUGACGAUACAUUGCAGUGGGAUGUGGUGGCCCCCUGCCCGGUCUCUGGGGGGUUUCCUCAAUAGUCUCGUUUUUAUCAGCUGUUCGGGCUUCACAUUGUACAAUUUUUUAUCCUCGAUGUACCACGGACCGGGUUAUUUACCCCAAAAUUGGAAACCUGUGAACGAAGGCGAUUGCGAGUACUUGCAGUGGUGUGGGGUUUGCCAGGGGUACAAGGCCCCCCGAUCGCACCAUUGUCGCAAAUGCGGCCGUUGCGUUUUAAAAAUGGACCAUCACUGCCCGUGGAUUAAUAACUGUGUGGGAUGGGGGAACCACGCACAUUUUGCCUCAUUCCUGGCUUUUGCCACCUUGGGGUGUCUUCACGCGUCGAUUAUUCUCGGAUGUUCACUUUUUCGAGCCUUAAAUCGCGUUCAUUACUUGUAUUACGGUUCAGGGAAAGAACCGAUUGUUCAUUUAGGAUUAUAUGGAAUCAUCCUGUGUGUCCUUGCGUUGGGGUUCACUAUCGGUGUCGUAAUUGCAGUAGGAAUGCUUCUCUUCUUCCAAAUAAGGGCUAUUUUACGUAAUAGAACAGGAAUAGAAGACUGGAUAAUGGAAAAAGCCAACUAUCGGCGAAAAAGUCGCAAUGAAAAGUUUAUUUUUCCCUAUGAUUUAGGAGUGUGGCAAAAUAUACGACAAGUGGUCAAUUUUAGUUGCCAACCAAUCGGCGAUGGGAUUUUCUGGCCUGUCGUCGACUCCUGCGACCAAUUCACUCUAACAAGGGAGCAAAUUGAACAAAAAACCGAAAAAAGACAAAGAACCAAACUUUACAAAAUCAUACACCCGGCAUCAGGUUCAUGGGUCCCCAUAACCCAAGGACUCAAAGUUUGUUGUUGUCCCCCGUGCACCGACGAAGCGAGAAUCAAACUCGAGCUCGGAGACACAGUCUCUGUGACCAGAUGGCGAAAGUAUUGGUUGUUUGGAGAAAAAAUUCAAGAUUUGCCUCAGGAUGAAGAGUCACUGUGUAGGAUACGGGGCUGGUUCCCGCGACGGUGUGCAGUUGAGGUGAUCGAUGGUAGCGAACAAAGCGUAAAAGAUAAAAAAAUUAAAUAAGUUUAAAAAAUAUCAAGUUUUCUAGUCAGAAUCGUACAGUGCGAUCAAAAAGUCUGUAUCAAGCAAGCGUAGAAAUUUAAAACGUAUUAUCGUAUCAACAAGAAAUUACUCCCUAGGAUUUAGGGAUAUUCGUGAAUAGGUUGCCACAAAUUUGGUUAAAAAAAAGAUAUCGUAACUAGUGUCAAAAAUUUAGGUUAAGUCACCUGUCAGCUUGUUUAUAGAUAACUCAAUUAAUAGUUGACAGAAAACGUCAACCGUCAACAAGGGGUAACCAACCCUAGGCAUUCAAAAUUAAUUUUGAAAAAUCUAGUUACAAACAACAUAAAAAACGUAAAUUUCCUAAAAAUUCAAAUCCUAGGUGGUA